AUGAGAGAAGGCCCUUCCCGGCACAAGAGAAGGGACUCCUGGCACGAGAAAAGGGACUCCCCGGGGACGAGAGAAGGCACUCCUUUGGGACAAGAAAGGCACUCCUGGGAUGAGAAAGGGGAAAUCCUGGCAUGGAAAAGGCACUCCUGGGAAGAGAAAGGCACUCCUGGCAUGAAGAAGGGGACUCCCCGGCACAAAAGAAGGGGGCCCCCUGGGGACGAGAAGGGACUCCUGGCAUUAAGAAGGGACUCCCGGGCCCAGAGAAGGGACUCCUGGCACAAGAGAAAGGGACCCCCGGCACGAGAAAAGGGGUCCUGGGGACGAGAGAAGGCACUCCUUCACAAAAGAAGGCAAAUCCUGCAUGGAAAAGGCACUCCUGGGAUGAAAAGAAGGCCCCUCCUGGGGAAGAAGGAAAGGGACUCCCGGGAUGAGAGAAAAGGGCCCCCUGGCCCAAAAAAGGGACCCUGGCACGAGAGAAGGGCCCCCGGGGGAUGA
This is a messenger RNA of Penaeus monodon (black tiger shrimp), 495 nucleotides long. Its product is annotated as calcium-binding and coiled-coil domain-containing protein 2-like. The record is from RefSeq and is a predicted model, not a curated record. The transcript has a single exon. Bases 1 to 495 code for a protein of 164 amino acids. NCBI's taxonomy places the organism in Eukaryota, Metazoa, Arthropoda, Malacostraca, Decapoda, Penaeidae.